AUGUAAAAUAAACUCUAACAGUAGGCUCACGAGACCCCCAAUGCUGAGAGAGUCCAGGCAUACCAAAAUUAAUUAUAAGGAACCAUCCACUAUAGUUUUAAAGUUGGGUAGUCAACCCAAUUAAAACCCUCAGAAUUACCACCAAAAGUGUUAUAAUAAAACCCUACGACUGAAGUAAGAAGAAUAAAAAACAAAUCGAUUAGUUAGCAUAUAGGUGGAAACGGGAUCCAUUAACAAGUGAAUUAUUACAAAUAACCAAAUAAACGAAUUAUUUAUGACUCUACAAACUGUUUGAACCCUCAAAUCAAUCGUUCAUCCAGUAAUAGAAUCAAGAAAAUCCAUUCAGUCAGUUCUCAAAAUUAUGAAAGUUUUAUUUAAAAUCUUGAAGAUCACAGUCGAAACAAUUUAGUUUGUAAUGAAGUUGCUACCAGCACCGAGUUAAAUGAAGGCAAGAAACUAUUUACAGACAAUAAAACUGAAGAAGCACUCAAAAUAUUUUAAACAUACCAAAGCAAAUAUGGACUAAAUCCUGAUGCUCUCUAUCUCUCAGGGUUAUGCUACAUGUCCCUAGAUCAAGAAGAGAAAUACAUUGAAUAAUUCUAGACGCUCAUCAAGACAUUUCCAACAUACAAAAGAACAGCAUAUAUGUAUUUAGCAAUUUGCCUUAAAAAAAAUAAUCACAUCAAUGAAGCAAUUAAUGUGAUAUCCCAAGGCAUCACUCAUUUCAAUCGAUACUUUGAAGCCCUGAUAUUUAGAGCUAAAUUAUUUUUAAAGCAUAAAUGCUAUGACAAAGCUAUGAAGGACUUUAACUCAGCAAUUCACAUCAACCCAAGAAAACCAGUUUGUUAUGUUGGCUUAAGUGAUUGUUAUAAGUAAGCCAACUAACUUUAACAGGCUAUUGAAGAAUUAAACAAGGCUAUUGAGUUUGAAGAAUUUUCAAAGUAGAAAUCCAUAGUUUUAAAACGAUUCACAAUUUACUUAGAAACUAAAGAAUUUGAGAAAGCCAAACAAGAUAUGAUGCUAUUACUGGAAAUUAGUCCAAAUGAUUCUGAAGUUUACUAUUUUAAAGGAAUUUUGAUGCAAAAGUAGAAACGUCUAUAAGAUGCCCUUUUGGCAUUUGAAUAGUCGAUUAAGUUCAACAGUGAAAAGAAACCAGUAACUAAAUCCCUCUAUGAAAUUGUGAAAAUAAAGAUUGAAUAAAACGAUUAUUAUUCUGCUUAGCAUGAACUUGAUAGAGCAGCCUAUCUUGAUGUGGAUAAGACAUAAUUAUAGAAAUUUGAACUAUUUGUUGAAGGAGCUAUUUAUUUAAUGAAAAGAAAGUUUGAGGAGGGCACUCACUUAUUGACAGAGAUGAUCACCAAAAAUAAUUAGAGUGACAAUCUUAAAUUUUAGGCACAUUAAUAUCGAGCAUAUGGAUACUUUUGUUAGUCAAAGUACAAUUUAGCUAAUCAGGAUUUAGAAUUAUAUUAAGAAAAUCUGUUGGAGAAAGCAUCUCUAUAUAAUAAACUACUAUGUCACGGGAUAAUUAAAUAUGAGGAUAAUGAAUUAGAAUAAAGCAAAAGGGAGUUUUUCUAGGCUCAUAAAAUGCUACCAAAUAAGAUGGAACCCUUGUUUUAUCAAGCAAUUAUUUCAAUCAAAAAGUAUUGUUCAAGUCUUGAAAAAAUGAGUGAAGAAAAUAGGAUAAAAUAUUUGAAAGAAGCCUUAGAUUUACUUGAAAGAGCUGCAAAGAUAUGCGAAUAAUCUAAUUUACUGUUCUACAAAGGAAUUUUACAUUUCGCCCUUGGAAAUCUAGACUAAUCUGCAGUAGACUUAGAACAGGCUAUUGAAAAGUCUGAGGAUAAUCAAGCACAACAUUAUUAUGUUAGAGGAUUGCUUUAUUGUUAACGUCAACUCUUUAAGCAAGCAGUCAACGAUUUCUCAAUUUGCUUAAGUCUGGAUCAAAAUCAUCCAGAAUCCUACCUUAAUAGAUGUAAACUAUUAACAAUGAUGGGUGAUGUAGCCACAGCCUACUUGGAUCUAUAAAAAUAUAUUGAAUUAAAGGAGUAGUAUUCAAUAAACUAUCAUACUGUAGGAAUUCUAUACUUUUUAAUUGGAGCUUACGAGGAAGCUAUCCAAGCAUUUGCUGAUUGUAAAACUCUUGAAGGGUAAUAUGAAAAGGUCAAAGUAUUAAUUUAUGGCAAAGAAUUGAAUUCAGCACUCAAUGAAUUGUCAAUUAUCAUAGAAGAAUUGCAUAGUCAUGAAGCCACGAUUGAUAAAUAAAUGUUAACAAUACUCAAAGAAACUAGUUAAUAAAUAUCUACCAAGAUUCUAGAAGACAGCAUAAGUAGCAUAAGUUAAAUCUAAAAAGGUCAAUAGGAAGGUUUGAUAUUCAGAUUAUCGGAUAUCUAUUUUUAUAAAGGUUUGUUUUAUACAUAUUUGGGGUAAUAUUCUAAAGCAAAAUAAUGUCUUCGCUUUUCAUAUGAUUUAAAAGAAAAGGAAAUUAAGAAGUCAAGAAAUACUUAGUUAAUUAAUCAGAACACUCUUGAGGAUUUUGAUUUUACUAACAAGACUUACAAUAUCUAUGAGCAUCUCUAUAAUUGUGCCAUUCUGGAUGUUAUUUUAGGAAAUAUCGAAGAGGCCUUUGAAACCCUCACUUUACUCCAUGAACACUUAACCUAGAUUGAAUUUAGAGUAUAAUUAUAGAUCUUGAUGGAAUUAUUACGUGAUGACCUGCUGGAUACUCCUCCUGAAGAAGAAUUCUCUAAAAUACAAGAAUUCCAAUUAUUCCCUCAACAUAAUCGACUUUGCUCAAUUUAUCCUGCACUCUAAUUACCUUUGAAAAAGUAUUCUGUUGUAAUCAGGAUGUCAUUCUGUUUACCCAUAGUUGAAUUCCCUUCAUAACCAAUAUUAUUUGAUGAGCAGCUACUUCAAAAAAUAUCUCCUAAAGUUGUAGAGAAUAAACCAGAAGCUCCUUGGAUUAAGAGGUCGAAUGAAGGAGUGAUCUUUACAGACAACAUUCAGUGCAUUGAUGACUUAGAUCUUCAAUCAACUGUUAGAAAAGAAGAGAACGAAGAAACUGAAUAAGAAAAUAUUAAUCUUUAAAAUGACGACGAGAUCACCAAAUUAAAAGAGAAACUUAAGUUAGAUGACUAAAUUACUAAAAAAUUGAAUUCAAUAUUAUAAUAAAUUGAAGAAUGAAUUGCUAUAAAUACAAAAUUAUAAUCUAUAUAUUACCAUAAA
Messenger RNA from Paramecium tetraurelia, 3219 nucleotides. RefSeq lists its product as uncharacterized. Lineage: Eukaryota; Ciliophora; Oligohymenophorea; Peniculida; Parameciidae. The transcript has 6 exons. Gene Ontology annotation, molecular function: protein binding. The record is from RefSeq and is a predicted model, not a curated record.